UAUGGCCGAGGGCGGUGGGGGCGCGCGGAGGAGGGCUCCAGCGCUGCUGGAGGCAGCCCGUGCACGCUACGAGAGCCUGCACAUCUCGGACGACGUGUUCGGCGAGUCGGGCCCGGACAGCGGCGGGAACCCCUUUUACAGCACCUCCGCAGCCUCACGCUCCUCCUCGGCCGCCUCCUCGGACGAUGAGCGUGAGCGCCCGGCGCCUCCGGGGACCGCCCCGCCAUCCUACGCCGCGGAUCCCUUGGAACUCGAGGAGGACGAGACCGGUGGGGGCUGGAGUGCCGUGCUGAGGGAUCGCCCGUCCCCGCGCUUCGAGGACACCGGUGGUCCAACCAGAAAGAUGCCACCCAGCGCUAGCGCGGUGGACUUCUUCCAGCUCUUCGUCCCGGACAACGUGCUCAAGAACAUGGUGGUACAGACCAACAUGUAUGCCAGGAAGUUCCAGGAGCGGUUUGGCAGUGACGGUACCUGGGUGGAGGUGACGUUGGCAGAGAUGAAGGCCUUCCUGGGCUAUGUGAUCUCCACCAGCGUCUCGCACUGUGAGUCGGUACUCAGCAUUUGGAGCGGAGGCUUCUAUAGCAACCGGAGCCUCGCCCUCGUCAUGAGCCAGGCCCGCUUCGAGAAAAUCCUCAAGUACUUCCAUGUUGUGGCCUUCCGAUCCAGCCAGACCACACAUGGGCUCUACAAGGUCCAGCCCUUCCUCGACUCCCUACAGAGUGGCUUUGAUGCUGCUUUCAGGCCGUCUCAGACCCAGGUGCUACAUGAACCCCUGAUUGACGAGGACCCUGUGUUCAUUGCCACAUGCACGGAGCGAGAGCUGCGGAAGAGGAAAAAGCGGAAAUUCAGCCUGUGGGUCCGCCAGUGCUCUUCAACCGGGUUCAUCAUCCAGAUCUAUGUCCACCUAAAGGAAGGUGGUGGCCCAGAUGGCCUGGACGCUCUGAAGAACAAGCCACAGCUGCACAGCAUGGUGGCCCGGAGCCUGUGCCGGAAUGCGGCCGGGAAGAACUAUAUCAUCUUCACAGGGCCUAGCAUCACCAGCCUCAAUCUGUUCGAAGAAUUUGAGAAGCAAGGGAUCUACUGCUGUGGCCUCCUCAGCUCCAGGAAGAGUGACUGCACAGGUCUCCCUCCAUCCAUGUUGACCAACCCUGCCACCCCACUUGCCCGGGGCCAGCACCAGAUCAGGACAAAGGGCAACAUGUCACUGAUCUGCUGGUACAACAAGGGGCACUUCCGCUUCCUGACCAACGCCUACUCCCCUGUGCAGAAAGGCGUCAUCAUCAAGAGGAGGAGCGGGGAAAUCCCCUGCCCUCUGGCCGUGGAGGCCUUUGCGGCUCACCUCAGCUACAUCUGCAGAUACGACGAUAAGUACAGCAAGUAUUUCAUCUCUCACAAGCCAAACAAGACGUGGCAGCAAGUGUUCUGGUUCGCCAUCAGCAUCGCCGUCAACAACGCCUACAUCCUGUACAAAAUGUCAGACGCCUACCACGUGAAGAAAUACAGCCGGGCACAGUUCGGAGAGAGACUUGUCAGGGAGUUGCUGGGCUUGGAGGACUCAUCGCCAGCCCACUGAGACUGCUGGCCCAGGGGUGUCAGGGACAAGGAAGGAGCCUGUCACCUGCCUGCUGGCUGGAGGGCUCAUGUGUGGUCAGAAGUCUGCUUUCCACAUCACCCCCCACAAAGGGUGGCUCCCCAGAGCCUGAUACAGGUGACCUCGGAAGGUACCAGCAGUAGGACCAGUGGACCAUGCUCCGCUUUCCAGAGCGUGAAAGAUCGUGACGGGCUCAAGUUCAGAUCAGGCAAGCUUACAAAAUGGACCCCUCGGUGCCACCCCACAGCACCCGGCACGUGGGUUCCUAGCACUCUCCCAUGAGAUCAGCUUAGAUGGCUCCCUUGGAAGAAGAGAUGCAAUGUGGUGCCAUUAAAACUCAGAGCCAGGGGGGGCGGGGCGGCUGCAGCUUGCUGACUAUAAACAGGGUGUACCUGUUCUGUCCUCCACCGGACUGCAGCGAGCAGGGCGAGGAGGGAAGAACAAUGCUAGUUUUUUGUUUUUUUUUGUUUUUUUUGGGUUUUUUUUUUGUUUUUUGGUUGGUUGGUUGGUUUUUUUUUUUUUUUUCAAUGUAUCUUCAGGUUAAUUCCCUACUGUUGCUUAAGGUCUACUGUGAACAGAUGUGCCCCCCACUCCCCACUCCCCACUCUCAGACACCACAUACCUUCACAGCUCCCUGCAUGAUCACAGUUCUGUUUCUGGCCUGUGGCAAGUUAGGAAGGGCCGCUGGCUUCCAGGACAGAUGUAGCUAUGGCUACCAAGGCCUGGGGAGCCUGCAGACUGAGUACUUUGUCACCUGUCACUGUUGGCUGCAGACUGAGGACUCUGUCACCUUGUCACUGUUGGCUGCAGAAUUACCUGUCUUGAGAAUUCUAUAGCAUCAUGAAAACAAAAUCCUUCACCUCCUUCUCUCUGGGGAUGGGGUCCCCUAGAAAGUCACAGCAGGAUUAGGAGGCCCUGGCUGGGGACUGGCCCUGUGGGAUCUCCCAUAGACCCAGGUCCUUCCCACCACAGGUUGACAUCUCUCCAAGGAGCCUGAGCCCCAAGGUGGGCCCACUGUCCCCACAGAUGGGAAACAAGGAUUUUUCCACACCUUGCAGCCCUUCCUCCUGAUCUAAUGCCACCUAAUGUCCUCAGAUGCAGACUGUCCUCGGCAGGGGCUUUGGGGCAAUUCCUCAUUCCUUCAGUGAGCCGAGGUGUGGCUGGCAGCAGAAUGCUCUCCACACCUUGUCACGUCUGUGUCCACUCUCUCCACAAGCACCCUCGCCUGCGGUGGGACCCAUGAUGCCACAGAUCACAGGCCCAACUUCAGUUUGUGUUUAAGAUAACCUUUGCUGUACCCUUAAUCGGAUCAAAAGCACUUUCACGGAGAAAUAUAUUUUCAAUUUGUGAUGCUUUUCUACAAGGUCCACUCUUCCUGAGUUCAGGUGUUUCCAACACUUAGGGAGUCUAAUGAAGGCCAAUGACUUUUUCUUUUCUGUCCAAACAAGAAAAAUAAAAAUAAAAGUCUAUUUAGAUGUCGGCUGUUAGUAUGUGGCUUUGUUUCAAAGAGUUAGAAAGCUGUUCCCCUUGAACUUGCUUUCCCAUGGGUGACAGGAACGUAUGAGCUGAACUGUUCUUGGAAUCUUGAAACAUUGAACAGUUUAUAAAAAGAAAUCAGUUAGGAUUUGAUGUGUGAAUAUAUUUUAUAUACAUAUAUAUAUACAUACAUAUAUGUAUGUAUUCAUAUAUAUGUAUUCAUAUAUAUAUACACAUAGGUGACUGAUAGUAGCAGUUCUGAGUGUAGUUGUUGUCCAGGCCCCCCCCCAUUAUUUUUAGUCUUGGUUACCUGAGGUCACCUGUGAUCCAAAAAAUACUAAAUGGAAAAUUCCAGAAAUAAAUAAUCCAUAAGUUGUAAGUUUUUAUUACAGUACAUUGCUACAGUUGUUGUA
Mus caroli (Ryukyu mouse) is the source of this 3480-nucleotide messenger RNA. RefSeq names its product piggyBac transposable element derived 5 (gene Pgbd5). Gene Ontology annotation, cellular component: nucleus. Lineage: Eukaryota; Metazoa; Chordata; Mammalia; Rodentia; Muridae. Gene Ontology annotation, molecular function: transposase activity. The record is from RefSeq and is a predicted model, not a curated record. Gene Ontology annotation, biological process: non-replicative DNA transposition.